UCUGUAAAUUUGAUUCAAUUGAUGAAUUAGAACCCACAUAAUCAAAUUUAUCUGAGCUAGACACUUUUGCAACAAGUAAUAAAGAAAUGAACACACCGUAUGAACUAAAUUUUCUUUAUUUUUCCAGCAGUUUCUCGUUGACCAAACAACCACCAAAGUUGAAGGGGGGUAGAGAAAGGGAAGAACUAGCGAUCGUUCGAUAAAAUUGAGGGAAAAUGAGAAAAAAAAUUAUACGAUUAAAUGGAUAAUAGAAGUAGUGGGAAAAAGGGGAAGCUUCAGUACCUUACGUGUCGGACUUUGUAGAGCGAAGCUGAGGGAAAGAGACUGCUGGCUCCGGUGAGAUGAAAAGAAUUGGAAAACGAGGAUAUUUAUACAAGCAGGCGCGUGGGUACAUUGGUGUCGAUCCGUGUGCCGAUGUGUUUUAGGAGAAAUCUAGACCGUUGUUUUCUAUCGGACGUCUGAGGUUGCGACUUUUUUAUACAAUGUGGAUUGAUGGCGUGGCAUUUCACCUUCUAUCCCUAUUCAGAAUUGUAUUGCGUUUGGUAAUAGAGAAAGCCGGAGGCUCUGCGUUUCUCAGUGUCUUGUUCAAAUUGAAUGAAAAUUUGGAAAAAAAUUUUGGUGCAAUUUCGCUUGAUUCAGUGGUUGAGGGAGGUGAUGAAACUCUAGAGGAUAAUCAUUUGAUGAUUUUUUCUCGCUGGAAGUGCCAAGCUUAUUCGUUAACCCUUCCUUUCUGUUGAUUGGGUUGCUCAGCUCUCUGCUCUCGAUUCAAUUGUAAACCAGCUACCGGAACCAGCAAAUGCUGUCUCGAGCUGGCACCAGCCAGCCACGGUGGUCUCUAGGUCAGCUCUUCUUCACCUUUUCUCACCGCUUCUCGGCUAGGCUGAAUUUCUCCUCCAUAUCUGAAGUCAAGGUAUUGAAUCAUUUGGAUGACGAGUGUGGAGAUUUCUUGCCAUGGUUGGAGAGGAAAGCUGGUGUCCAGGUUUCAUCCAAGCUUUACAUUGGGAAAGUCUCCUACGGCAGAUGCAGGUCUCUAUUUGCUUCUAGAGACAUACAAAUUGGGGACUGCAUAUUGAGAGUUCCAUAUAGUGUUCAAAUAUCAUCAGAUAAUCUACUUCCAAAAGCGUCAGCUUUAUUAGAUGAUCAAGUUGAGAGUGUUACGAAGGUUGCUAUUGCACUUUUGGUUGAGCAAAAACUUGGCUGGCAGGAAUCUGAGUGGGCCCAUUAUGUAAGCUGCCUUCCUCAGCUUGGAGAAAUGAAUAGCACGAUAUUUUGGAGCAGAAGUGAGUUGGACAUGAUUUGUCAAAGCUUCGUGUAUCAAGAAACAAUCAAACAAAAAGCUCAACUUGAAAAGGAUUUCCUUAGAAUCAAGCCGGCUCUUGAGCAAUUCCCGCAUAUUUUAAGGAGAAUCACAUUUAAGGAUUUCAUCCAUGCAUAUGCUUUAGUUAAAUCUCGAGCUUGGGGAAGCACAAAGGGAGUAUCUCUGAUUCCAUUCGCGGAUUUUCUGAACCAUGAUGGGGUUUCUGAAGCAAUUGUGUUAAAUGAUGAAGACAAACAUGUCUCUGAGGUCAUUGCUGAUCGCAAUUAUGCUGCUCAUGAAGAGGUACUGAUUAGAUAUGGAAAAUUUUCAAAUGCUACCUUGCUCUUGGACUUUGGAUUUACACUUCCAUACAAUAUCCAUGACCAGGUCAAGGUUCAGAUUGAUAUACCUCAUCAUGAUCUCUUACGAGAAACGAAGUUGGAAAUUUUGAAAAAACAUUAUUUACCAGCCAUUGAAGAUGACAAUGGCUUCAAGACUUCAUGGGAUUCUUUCAUAAUCAAAGAAGUGAAGUCUGCUGUAGGAAAAGGGAAGGGUGUGCCACAGUCACUUCGUGCGUUUGCUCGGGUUCUAUGUUGCACUUCUCAUCAAGAUUUAAGUGAUUUGGUCCUGGAAGCUGUGCAAAAUGAUGGUCGGUUGGCUAGGCGCCCCUUUAAAAGUAGGAGCAAAGAGAUCCAAGCACAUGAGAUCUUGUUGUCACAUCUCACUAGACUUAUUGAGGAAUAUAAUGCCUCUGUUAAGGUUUUGUUGGCUGAACAAACAUUCCACUUGGUUAUUUCCCGACUCAAAAAGAUACCCAAUCAACUUUGGAGACGGAUAUUGCCCAGUUAAGAUACCCAGUCAAAUAUGGAGCUGAAUUUUUUUACUGGUUAUAGUCUGCAUUAGUGUCAAUAUGUGGAAAUAAUUAGAUAUAUCCACACGCAGUUUGACAAUCUUAGAUACAAAAGAUGCAACUUGUAUGUUGAUAUAUCUCUUGCAUGAAAUGUUGACAUUAUUUUUAGAACAAAUCAACAAAUUAAAAUGAAUUCAUUUCAUUUACCGAUGAACUCAUGAACUCCCAUAUCUAGAAUCUUAUUAUAUAUUAAACAUAAAUUUUAUAUGCAAAAUCUACCAAUGAUGACAGCUAAUUUCACGGAAUUAAGAGAUGGGAUUCCAAAUGAAUUUCUGUUCAUAUCAAAUAUGUCAACAUGGAUUUGUAAAUGAUUUGCAUAAAAUUAUUCUGGAAUACAUUCACACAUCAAACGACUUGUAAAAGAUAAUCAUGUCUUUUUAAGAGAAGCUUUUCAGUUCUAAACCAUUGCUUGUACU
This is a messenger RNA of Manihot esculenta (cassava), 2623 nucleotides long. RefSeq names its product ribosomal lysine N-methyltransferase 4. The record is from RefSeq and is a predicted model, not a curated record. The transcript has 15 exons. Lineage: Eukaryota; Viridiplantae; Streptophyta; Magnoliopsida; Malpighiales; Euphorbiaceae. Bases 797 to 2146 code for a protein of 449 amino acids. Gene Ontology annotation, biological process: peptidyl-lysine monomethylation. Gene Ontology annotation, molecular function: protein binding; protein-lysine N-methyltransferase activity.